Molecule: messenger RNA, 1541 nt
Organism: Aspergillus caelatus
Lineage: Eukaryota; Fungi; Ascomycota; Eurotiomycetes; Eurotiales; Aspergillaceae
Gene: sonA
Product: putative nuclear pore complex protein (SonA)
Exons: 2
Coding region: 360-1451 (363 amino acids)
Biological process (GO): RNA export from nucleus; transcription-dependent tethering of RNA polymerase II gene DNA at nuclear periphery
Cellular component (GO): nuclear pore
Molecular function (GO): RNA binding; ubiquitin binding
Source: RefSeq, a predicted model, not a curated record
AACUACUCAGCUACGACGACGACGACCCCAUUUUGUAAGGGGCAAGGUGCUUCGGAAGCUGACUAAAUGAGGAGUUUGUCAUGCUUGAAGGGCGGUGUACAUGGGCCGUGAAGAUACUGCCGUAUCCUCAUUAAGGCAUUAAUGUGUCGCGGCUACAGAACGCGCGCCUUCCCAAAUCUGCGCUGAGCUCUUUCUCUUCUGCUUUAUUCCAUUGCCAAUUCUCUAGUCAACCUUAGUAUUCAUACAGAAAGGUCGGCAGUUUGUGGUAUCUUGGUUUUUCUGCAACUCAAUAUAGGCCUAGUAAUACUUUUCUGGCCCGUUCUCACCAAAUCCUGUGAAAAGCAAAAGUUCUCAUUCGAAUGUCGUUCUUCGGUUCUGUCGGCACUACGUCGACAACAGCGGGCCAAACAAAUACCACCGGCGAUAUAUCUAAAGAUAUCGCUCUCAAUUCGCCUCCUGAAGAUAGCAUUUCUGAUCUUCAGUUUUCCCCCGCCAGUGAACAUCUUGCGGUAGCUUCUUGGGACAAGAAAGUCCGCAUUUAUGAGAUCAAUGAUCAGGGACAGAGUGAAGGGAAAGCUCUCUUUGAGCAUGAAGCACCAGUUUUAAGCUGCUGCUGGGCACCGGAUGGAACUAAAGUAGUAGGCGCUGGUGCCGAUAAGGCUGCACGCAUGCUCGAUCUUGCUGCAAAUGCUACCACCCCCGUCCAGGUCGCAGCCCACGAUGCUCCGAUCAAAUGCUGCCAGAUGAUUUCGAACCCUGCUGGAGGCACGCCCCUCUUAGUGACCGGCUCAUGGGACAAGACAGUCAAAUACUGGGAUCUACGGCAAUCGACCCCGAUCGCCACGGUAGAAUGUCAGGAGCGUGUCUACACCAUGGAUGUCAAGAACAAACUGCUAGUGGUUGGAACUGCCGACCGAUACAUCAACAUCAUCAAUCUUGACAAUCCCACCAAAUUCUACAAAACUAUGCAAUCCCCUCUCAAGUGGCAGACGCGAGUAGUCAGCUGCUUCACAGAUGCCACAGGUUUUGCUGUUGGCAGUAUUGAAGGCCGCUGUGCUAUUCAGUACGUGGAGGACAAAGACUCUAGCUCGAACUUCAGCUUCAAGUGUCAUCGAGAGACACCGCCAAACCAACGCGACAUCAAUAACAUCUAUUCCGUCAAUGCUAUUUCUUUCCACCCGGUUCAUGGCACGUUUAGCACCGCCGGCAGCGAUGGAACCUUCCACUUCUGGGACAAAGACGCCAAACAUCGCCUAAAGGGAUAUCCCUCCGUAGGGGGGACCAUCUCCAGUACAGCAUUUAACCGCAAUGGCAAUAUAUUUGCCUACUCUGUGAGCUAUGAUUGGAGCAAAGGCUACUCGGCCAACACCCAACAGCUUCCCAAUAAAGUAAUGCUUCAUCCGGUUGCUCAGGAAGAGGUGAAGCCCAGGCCUGGUACCCGGAAGAGGUAAUAUUAUUUAUCCGGGGUACGAAGUUGGCGCAGUUGGGGGUUUGGUGUGGUCGACGUCAGCCUUGGGUUGAUAUCUUGCGAACUUUCAAGU